AUGCUAACCUCUCCCUUAUACUACCUACCGGUUAAGGGCGCCUAUUAUACCGUCCUAAUACCUAAGUUCUCUAUACUAGCUACCUUCGCCCCUGCCCUAGCCUAUACAAAUGAGAAUAUAUCGACUUUAGUUAAUACUAAUGCUACCCUUAUUGCCCACGUCCUAGGCACCCUGUUACCCGCCUCCUAUACCCGCUUAAGCGCCUCUAUAUACCCCGUACCUAUGCCGAUUAACUUCGGCCGUUCCUACGCCCGCCGCUCUUCCUUGCCUGCCGAGUGUAUAAUAUACCUAGUCCGCGACCGUGACGACCCUACCCUUACCACUAUAACCAUUGUUUUAGAGGGAGAGGAUAAAGAAGAGAAGGUCGUAAAGUACGUCUAUAACGCGGUCGUGACGUGUCCGUGA
Messenger RNA from Thermothelomyces thermophilus ATCC 42464, 405 nucleotides. RefSeq lists its product as uncharacterized. NCBI's taxonomy places the organism in Eukaryota, Fungi, Ascomycota, Sordariomycetes, Sordariales, Chaetomiaceae. The coding region runs from base 1 to 405 and encodes 134 amino acids. The transcript is spliced from 7 exons. The record is from RefSeq and is a predicted model, not a curated record.